AAUCAUAUAUGGCACAACGUUUCAAACGAUGGACCGAUGUGGUUUCGCGUAGGUAGCGGUAAGCUCGUGAAAUUAAUACGAACGACUGUGACCUGUGGGAAAAUCAAGGCCUUCAGUGAACUUAGCAGUAGCUGAAACCGGAAAGCGCCCUCAACAAGAUGCUGCGUACACAUCCUGAAGAAAACUGGCGCCCGUGCUGCGUUACUAAUAACAGGCGCCGUCGAUGCCGUCUACCAACACCCGCAUGGCCACGGAACCGCAUGUGUCGUCUGCUGAGGGUCUAGUGCCAAAGUGUACAUGAACUCGUGCAGCACGACGUCAAAUCGAGUGCCGAAGUGCAGGUGGCGCUAGCUGCACUGGAAAAUCGAGUGCUAAAGUGCUGCACCCCCUGAACUAGUGGAGAAAGUGCAGCCAAAUCGAGGAGACCUUUUAUUUCAUGUAUUCAUGUUUGUUGGCUUCUUACGAUAUGUCAAAUAAAAAUUGUACGUCGGUUUGGUUAAAACCAUAGUUAUAGUGAGAAACUCUCUGGUUAAAACAAUGCCUCAAUAGUUAAAACUAUUAGAUAUUCGAAGUCAACAAAACGAAGACCCUUCUAGCGACAUUGACACCGGUAAAGAAACAUGGAUCCUAUGACAUGUCGAGCGGCUGCUCGCAUUCUCGUGCAUUUCCGUCGUUUUCCGAACAGUAACUGGCGUCAUUACGCCAGUAAGGCAAGGCCCCACCCUGAGACCUUGGGCACGUAUCGUGCACUGCGCCACUUUGAUGAAUUCUAUGCGGCCAUGUUUGGUGAUGUGUGGCCCUCGGUGCGCCUGGCACUGCUGUGCCCCAACAAGCCCUGUGCCCUUUCCAACACGUUCUCGCUCGACACCGAGGACAUGCAGAAGCGGCUGCGGUCCCUCGGUGCUCUCAGCCUGCGCAACCUGUGUGAGCGCCGUGUGGCCACUGCCGCCAAGCCCCAGGACAGCGAACCUGCCACCAGGUGGGGCGUCAUGAGCAUCCCCUGUACGCGCACCUACAGCCUUUGCUUGGAGCUUGCCGAACCCCCCAUUGAAGAUGCGGCUACUGCCGACAGUGCCGCAAGCACAGAGCAGAGCUUUGACGAGCGCUCGCGCUACAUGCCAGCAAAUGACACAUCGCCCUCUCUCAUGAGCUUCGUGCCGAGCUCACGGCUUGUCUACCAAGAAGAUCAGAUCAGCGAGGACUCCUACCACGGCUUCUACAAGCCUGAUGCAGAUGUGCGCCUGCCCGUCAAGUGCUGGCCACUGGGCAGGGAACCCAUUUUCCGUGGGAAACUGGAUGUUGCCAUGUUUCCCACGGGUGACAUUUCGACAUUUCCCCCACCUCGCCGGAGUGGCAAGGAGCGGCUUCUCGACUAUUACCUGAUGGACGGUGCAUCCGUGCUGCCGGUGCUGGCCUUGGAUCUGCAGCAGGGUGAUGAGCUGGCCGAUCUGUGCGCUGCUCCUGGGGGCAAGCUGUUGGCGGCCCUGUGCACGGGACUCCUCGGCCGUGCAGUGGCAUGUGAUGCAUCGUCAUCCCGUGUGAAACGUCUGCGUGAGUGCCUCCGGAGCUACGUGCCAGAGAAGCAGCUGCACAAGGUCUCUGUGCUGCAUCACAACCUGCUUUCGCCUGGCUCUCUGGGCUGGCAGUUUGACAAGAUCCUGCUUGACGUUCCGUGCACCAACGACCGUCUGUCCGUGGCCGAGGACGACAACAACUGGUUCAGCCAAAAGCGGCAGCAGGAACGGCUCGAGCUGCCCCAGCGGCAGAUGGACAUGCUGUGCCAGGCACUGCCCCUGCUGCGCUUUGGUGGCAGCCUGGUGUACUCCACCUGCUCCCUGUCGCCCAUUCAGAACGAUGGCGUGGUGCACAUGGCACUGCAACAGCUUCAGCGCACCAGUUCGGCCCAGUAUGCUGUCGUUGACCUGUCCGAGGCAUUUGCCCCGCUACCCUUUCGCUUCUUCGAGGGCUGUCGCUACGGGCAGCUGGCACUGCCGUACCUGCCCAACAAUGUGGGACCAUUAUAUGUGGCGCGCAUCGAGCGUAUACGCUAAUAACACCUCGGGUAACCCUGUGUAGAGUGACAUUCUGGGCUGGCAUCUGCCAAGUGAGGCCGUGGGGGUGACUGGAGAUGGCGCUGAACAGUUUCUCUAUGUAGAUGCCAACUAGUCUUUUUAUUGGUCAUUCAAAGUCCUUGUCCUCAGCAUGAUGUUGGAGAGCACGUUGUGGUCUGCACACACAUGUGCAGUUAUCUCUCGAAACUUGAGCUUUUCAUUUCCGUUUCAGUAGAGAGGAAUGCAUCUAGCUCCUUGGAAAUAUACAGGCCUUAGUCUGGAAAACAGUAGAUUCCUGGUUCAGCACACUCGAGAACUGCAGGGCUUUACGUAUGCAAGAGGCGUGUCUGUCUGGAUGCAUUCUGUACCAACAUGUCUGAAGCACGGCUAUUCUUGAAGAGCUCAGACUAUUAGAAUCAACAAGACCAGAGCUUGUUGUACAACAAUCAUGGGUCUUCUGCUGGUUGCCGCCAGCAUUAAAGAAAUACUGAUACCUAUUUUCGCAGUUGUAGCAGUUCUAUCUACACUUCUCGCAUGUAAAAGAAUCACACUUGGCCAGUAUGAGAGUUUCAAAAUUCUCGAUAUAACGAAGCAUGUAAGUUUUCAUGACCUCUUUCCCAUAUUGAAAAGAUUUUGCACCAAAAAAAAAAGCAACACACACAAGAAAGACGAUGACACCAUGGCCGCUAGUGGUGCCCAGCAGUUAACUAGCCUAGCAGUUAACUCUUCUCAGGUAUCUUUCCCAUAUACAGCAUGUAUUAGUACCUCAAUAUAACAAAGUGUGUGUGUGCGAUUUCAAUAUAACGAAAUUUUACUGCCGCCGCAAAAGAAUGCGGAGACAAUAAAUUGAAACUUCCGCUGAUGCAGAUGGUCAAAUGAUUUAAUUACAAGCAGCGCUUGCAAACGCACCUCUGAAAUCGUGCGCCGCACGACAAGAGCGACCGCCGAAGUGGAGCCGCAUCAUGUUCCAUACGAAGUACGAGCACGAUAAGAUCCUAUCGUGCCCUGUGCACUGUGUGCUUUAGGUGCGAGUGAAAGUGUGCGAGGCUGAGACAAGAAAGGUGGUGGCUUCACGAGUGACCUGCGCGAGCGAAGGGAAAGAGAGGGAAGAGACGCAAUUAACCACGCGAGGGGGGGGGCGCCCCCCCCCCUCGCGUGGUUAAUUGAGGUAAGCUGGGGUAAGUUGGCGCGCAUCUCGGCCGUGGCUGCACACAAGCGCGGCUAAGCGCAUAUGCAGCCGCGCACCCUGCCUUAGAGGUAAUCUGCCGCGUGUGCAAAGAGUGGGCAUGCCGAGACGGCGUGGCACAAUGUAAGCUAUCCAAUCGCGCAUGUAGUAUUGGAGGUUGCGUAAUCUCGAGUUUCAGCAACCCCUUGGAGCGAGAGUCAAACGAAGCAUCCACUCCCCGCUGCCACCGCUUUUCCCAAUAGCAUCGUCCCAGAGCGGGCAACACCAUCAGCCGCAGGGGCAGAGCACAUGCAAAAGUGUGACUGGCUUUGCUUAAUUCGUGCUGCCGAUGUGAAGAUAUUGUCGACGUGCAUGGCAUGACGCCGUAUCAUUCAUCGUCGACUCCCAAAUUUAUCAAAAUUAAUUAUGUCAAUCAAAUUUGCUUUUCCUAGAUUGCCCGAUAAUUCAAAAAAUUCUGCGGCCCCUUUCCAAGUAAGAAAAAUUUAUCGGCGACUGUGCUUAUUUGCAUAAAAGGUCAAAUUUCAAUAGAACUAAAUUUCGAUAUAACGAAGCAAAUUGCCAAUUUUACCAACUUCGUUAUAUUGCGGUUUAACUGCACUUCACCCCUUUUGUGCCACACUAUUCGUAUCCCAAAAAUGGGUAAAAUAUUUUUCAGGACCCCAGUUGCCAACAUGUUCCUCUACCAAAACAAACUCGCUCCUGCUUGCUCUGCCACAUAAAUACUGUGCUGUCAUCUACCAGUAGCACAGCAAAGCACUGGCACAAUACGAGCUCGUCCAUGGCAUUGCUGCAAAAUGAAACGUACCACUGACGAGCUGGCGAGGUAUUCUGUAAGAGUCCACCUAGCGGAUUGUCCAUUUCGGUUGCUGAUGAUUUGAUGCAGGUGUGCGAGCGAGGAGGAGAUGAACGGUCCCAGCCAGUCAGCAGCAACUCAAAUGGACAGUCAACUAAGUGGACUCCUACAGAAUACCUCCCUUGAGCUCAUCCUUGGCCAUUUUUUACCACAAACACACGGACGAACCCACUGCUUGGCCUGCCGUAUACUAGACGGUUCUACUCGCGCGAUAACUGCAGCGAGAGUGCGCCCCCAAGAAACUUCCAGUCACGAGCCUUAUGAGUCUACAGCACCAGAACACAAAGCACGUUUUUAAGUUGUUUUCCCGUCGGAAAGUAUAUCUUUAAGUUUUCGGAUAAAAGACUUACGCAUUACACCUCAAGACAAAUACAUAAAAAACUUUGUGUAAUGUAAGGCAACAUUCACUUGUAAAAUUGUUCUUAUGUACAAAGGAAAACUGUAGAAAAUCUACGGGCUUAGAUUUUAAUGCACUCUUGCUAGUCAAUAUCGUAGCCAAUGCCUUUCUUGCUCGCAAAAUUUCGCAGUCUCCGUCAAUGAGCAAAACGGAAACCAUCCUGGGCCUAUGGUUGUAAACAGUGAAAGGGUCUAUAGAAGAGGUAAAGUCUCAGCAUGCUGGACCUGCCGUCAUCGGCGUUGUCACAACCUGAAGUCACAGGGCAGAUUUGCUGACAUCAUGUGGCUAGAUAUGAUGACGUUGCUACUAAACAAUCUAAAAUACUGAACUACAGUUCUCUGCAUGUUUCUUAUGGCUGCACUUGCAUGUAGCAGCCAGAGGGAUUGCAGGAACAGGACAAGUCAGUACAGAAUGAUUCCACGAGAGAUCAAACAUGCAUGUCUGCUUGAUAUUUUUGUUUUGGUUUUCUUUUAUGUCAUAUCAUCAUCAGCCUGGUUACGCCCAAUGCAGGGCAAAGGCCUCUCCCAUACUUCUCCAACUACCCUGGUCAUGUACUAAUUGUGGCCAUGUUGUCCCUGCAAACUUCUUAAUCUUAUCCGCCCGCCUAGCUUUCUGCCGCCUCCUGCUAUGCUUCCCUUCCCUUGGAAUCCAGUCCGUAACCCUUAAUGACCAUCGGUUAUCUUCCCUCCUCAUUACAUGUCCUGCCCAUGCCCAUUACUUUUUCUUGAUUUCAACUAAGAUGUCAUUAACUCACGUUUGUUCCCUCACCCAAUCUGUUCUCUUCUUAUACCCCCCGCAACGUUACUCCCAUCAUUCUUCUUUCCAUAGCUGGUUGCGUCGUCCUCGAUUUAAGUAGAACCCUUUUCGUAAGCCUCCAAGUUUCUGCCCCGUACGCGAGUACUGGUAAGACACAGCUGUUAUACACUUUUCUCUUGAGGGAUAAUGGCAGUAAAACACGUUGUGGGGCUAGUUGGUGCAUAGCUUUCAAUAGAUUAAGCGCCAAAAGUGACGGCACACAAGAAGAAAUACAGACGGGACAAGGCGCUACUUGCAACUGUUUAUUGAAAUGACAGGUGGCUGAUUAUAUAGCCAUGAGGAGAGGGGAACGAAAAAAAGGAGGGACACUAAAUAUGUGACUGCGCACGUGCGAGAACACUGAAGAUAGAGGGAAUCAUGCUUAAUCUAAAUCUAAAACUUAUCUAAAAACAUACUUUCAUUCGAGUAUAUAUUCAAAGACGGGGUACUGAUACAGUUGUCCCCUCUUUUCUUAAUCUCGUUGGCCUCCAACAAUUCCCGCGCAACAGAAUCUCUACUUUUAUACAUGAUUGUCGUAUCAUGAAGCCUCGCUUCACAUACCCGUUCAUCCUCAUUUCCGCAGGCCUUGCAAUGAAGCGGCAGGUUUGAACCAUAUCCAUUUUUCAAUGAUAGCUUAUGCUCCCGCAGGCGUUCAUUAAUACAUCGCCCAGUUUGGCCGAUAUACUCUUUUCCACACUUCAUUGGUAUGUGGUAUACUACCCCUUCUUCACACUUAACGAAGGGGUUCGUAUGUUUAAUAGAACACCCUACUUUUUUUGAGUCAUCCGGACCAAUUAGGCGGCACAAUGUAGCAAGCUUUCGCGGCGCGGAAAAAACCACAGGAAUUUUGUAUUUCACAGCGACAUGUUUCAGAUUAUGCGCCACUUUAUGAGAAUAUGGUAUCACCACCGCUUUACCUUUCUUUUCGACUGUUAGACCUUCUUCACUUCUUUUUCUUUCUUUUUUGAGUUUUUUCAGUAACGCCUCUGAAACUGCGCUUAAAGCCAAGCAAGGAAAGCCAGCCUUCCUCAACUUCAAAAUCUGGUCGUCAAAGCUUGCUUGUGCCUUAUGACAGCAUGAUUUUUUCAGUGCGGAUUCUAGGCACAUAGUGGCAAUUGCUCGUUUAACAGUCUUGGAGUGUGUAGACUCAUACGGCAACACCUCUUUGCGGGCACGGGGUCGGUACAUCCAGCAGGAGCCUUCGUCAGUAAGGGUUAUGUUAAGAUCUAAAAACUGCAAGCUGUUAUCCUUGGCUAGUUCGAAAGUAAAAUCUAAGCCUUUUCCUUGCUGUUUAAAAUCAGUUAAAAUGCCCUGCACAGUAUGAGAGUAAGUCAAGGGAGAUCGUUCCGUCAGUAAAAUUAAAAAAUCGUCAACAUACCUAAAAACCUUGAGCACAUUGCCUCCGUCAAACACCUUCGAUAGCGCUCUGUCGAUGCCCGCAAGGAAAAUGUUGCAAAGUACGGGAGCCACGCACGAGCCAAUACAAAUUCCUUUCCUUUGCACAUAAAAGUGGCCUUGAAAACACACAGCCGUUGAGCACAAAUAAAACUCCAAGAGUGCCAUGAAGUUAUCCACGGAAAUUCCUGCUGUAUUUUGAAAGGAUACCUGCCCGUUCAUCUCAAUGCAGCUCAGGACGGCAGCUAACAAUUCUUUUUGCGGAAUAGAAUAAAAAAGGUCAACAACAUCUAUUGAGAACAAGCAUCCUAUCGACUGGGACUCACGUAAAAAGGCUAUGACGUCAAAACUAUUCUUUACCAUGAAUGGGUCAUCUAUAACCAACGUGUUAAGCUGCUUUAGAAGGUAGCGGCUAACGUUGUUUUGCCAGGAAGCUCUUUCACUUACAAUACAUCUGAACGGUAUAUCAUCUUUGUGCGUUUUUGCAGUAAAGAAUACAUUUAAACAGUUUUUUCUACAUUUCUGGACGCUACUAGCCAGCUUCUGUAGUCCAAGGUCUUCACAUAAAGAUAUGGCACGGCUCUUUUCCUUACUUGGCUUGAGUUUCGUCACCUUGAAAUUCUUCUGGAUGGCUUGUAGAGCCUUUUCGUUAAACAUGCCCGACGGCAUGGCCACGAACCCUCCUUCUUUGUCGGCCUGCAGGAGUCGAAGGUCAUUGUCGUUGAAAAAAUUCACGAUACGUCUUGUGGGGGUUCUUGGACGAGUUCCUUUCUUAGACACCGUUCUGGUCAGGCUGUCAACUCCGUCCAGCAGACACCUUUCCUUAUCCUCUGGUGCAGCUUUGUUGGAAAUCCUUCUAUUCAGGGAAAGAAGCUCAUGUCCCGGGAUCCUGACCUUCGACUCCUGCAGGCCGACAAAGAAGGAGGGUUCGUGGCCAUGCCGUCGGGCAUGUUUAACGAAAAGGCUCUACAAGCCAUCCAGAAGAAUUUCAAGGUGACGAAACUCAAGCCAAGUAAGGAAAAGAGCCGUGCCAUAUCUUUAUGUGAAGACCUUGGACUACAGAAGCUGGCUAGUAGCGUCCAGAAAUGUAGAAAAAACUGUUUAAAUGUAUUCUUUACUGCAAAAACGCACAAAGAUGAUAUACCGUUCAGAUGUAUUGUAAGUGAAAGAGCUUCCUGGCAAAACAACGUUAGCCGCUACCUUCUAAAGCAGCUUAACACGUUGGUUAUAGAUGACCCAUUCAUGGUAAAGAAUAGUUUUGACGUCAUAGCCUUUUUACGUGAGUCCCAGUCGAUAGGAUGCUUGUUCUCAAUAGAUGUUGUUGACCUUUUUUAUUCUAUUCCGCAAAAAGAAUUGUUAGCUGCCGUCCUGAGCUGCAUUGAGAUGAACGGGCAGGUAUCCUUUCAAAAUACAGCAGGAAUUUCCGUGGAUAACUUCAUGGCACUCUUGGAGUUUUAUUUGUGCUCAACGGCUGUGUGUUUUCAAGGCCACUUUUAUGUGCAAAGGAAAGGAAUUUGUAUUGGCUCGUGCGUGGCUCCCGUACUUUGCAACAUUUUCCUUGCGGGCAUCGACAGAGCGCUAUCGAAGGUGUUUGACGGAGGCAAUGUGCUCAAGGUUUUUAGGUAUGUUGACGAUUUUUUAAUUUUACUGACGGAACGAUCUCCCUUGACUUACUCUCAUACUGUGCAGGGCAUUUUAACUGAUUUUAAACAGCAAGGAAAAGGCUUAGAUUUUACUUUCGAACUAGCCAAGGAUAACAGCUUGCAGUUUUUAGAUCUUAACAUAACCCUUACUGACGAAGGCUCCUGCUGGAUGUACCGACCCCGUGCCCGCAAAGAGGUGUUGCCGUAUGAGUCUACACACUCCAAGACUGUUAAACGAGCAAUUGCCACUAUGUGCCUAGAAUCCGCACUGAAAAAAUCAUGCUGUCAUAAGGCACAAGCAAGCUUUGACGACCAGAUUUUGAAGUUGAGGAAGGCUGGCUUUCCUUGCUUGGCUUUAAGCGCAGUUUCAGAGGCGUUAUUGAAAAAACUCAAAAAAGAAAGAAAAAGAAGUGAAGAAGGUCUAACAGUCGAAAAGAAAGGUAAAGCGGUGGUGAUACCAUAUUCUCAUAAAGUGGCGCAUAAUCUGAAACAUGUCGCUGUGAAAUACAAAAUUCCUGUGGUUUUUUCCGCGCCGCGAAAGCUUGCUACAUUGUGCCGCCUAAUUGGUCCGGAUGACUCAAAAAAAGUAGGGUGUUCUAUUAAACAUACGAACCCCUUCGUUAAGUGUGAAGAAGGGGUAGUAUACCACAUACCAAUGAAGUGUGGAAAAGAGUAUAUCGGCCAAACUGGGCGAUGUAUUAAUGAACGCCUGCGGGAGCAUAAGCUAUCAUUGAAAAAUGGAUAUGGUUCAAACCUGCCGCUUCAUUGCAAGGCCUGCGGAAAUGAGGAUGAACGGGUAUGUGAAGCGAGGCUUCAUGAUACGACAAUCAUGUAUAAAAGUAGAGAUUCUGUUGCGCGGGAAUUGUUGGAGGCCAACGAGAUUAAGAAAAGAGGGGACAACUGUAUCAGUACCCCGUCUUUGAAUAUAUACUCGAAUGAAAGUAUGUUUUUAGAUAAGUUUUAGAUUUAGAUUAAGCAUGAUUCCCUCUAUCUUCAGUGUUCUCGCACGUGCGCAGUCACAUAUUUAGUGUCCCUCCUUUUUUUCGUUCCCCUCUCCUCAUGGCUAUAUAAUCAGCCACCUGUCAUUUCAAUAAACAGUUGCAAGUAGCGCCUUGUCCCGUCUGUAUUUCUUCUUGUGUGCCGUCACUUUUGGCGCUUAAUCUAUUGAAAGGAUAAUGGCAACCUGCUGUUCAUGAUCUGAGAAUGCCUGCCAAACGCACCCCAGCCCAUUCUUAUUCUUAUGAUUAUUUCCGUCUCAUGAUCCAGAUCUGCCGUCACUACCUGCCCUAAGUAGAUGUAUUCCCUUACCACUUCCAGUGCCUUGCUACGUAUCGUAAACUGCUGUUCUUUUCCAAGACUGUUAAACAUUACUUUAGUUUUCUGCAGAUUAAUUUUUAGACCCACCCUUCUGCUUUGCCUAUCCAGGUUAGUGAGCAUGCAUUGCAAUUGGUCCCCUGAGUUACUAAGCAAGGCAAUAUCAUCAGCCAAUCGCAAGUUACUAAGGUAUUCUCCAUUAACUUUUAUCCCCAAUUCUUCCCAAUCCAGGUCUCUGAAUAGCUCCUGUAAACACGCUGUGAAUAGCAUUGGAGAUAUCGUAUCUCCCUGCCUGACGCCUUUCUUUAUUGGGAUUUUGUUGCUUUCUUUAUGGAGGACUACGUUGGCUGUGGAGCCGCUAUAGAUAUCUUUCAGUGUUUUUACAUACGGCUCGUCUACACCCUGAUUCCAUAAUGCCUCCAUGACUGCUGAGGUUUCGACUGAAUUGAACGCUUUCUCGUAAUCAAUGAAAGCUAUAUAUAAGGGUUGGUUAUAUUCUGCACAUUUCUCUAUCACCUGAUUGAUAGUGCAAAUAUGGUCUAUUCGUGAGUAGCCUUUACGGAAUCCUGCCUGGUCUAAGGUGUUCCUGAUUCUAUUUGCGAUUACUUUAGUAAAUACUUUGUAGGCAACGGACAGUAAGCUGAUCGGUCUAUAAUAUUUUCAAGUCUUUGGCGUCCCCUUUCUUAUGGAUUAGGAUUAUGUUAGCGUUCUUCCAAGAUUCCGGUACGCUCUAAGUCAUGAGGCAUUGCGUAUACAGGGUGGCCAGUUUUUCUAGAACAAUCUGCCCACCAUCCUUCAGCAAAUAUGCUGUUACCUGAUCCUCCCCAGCUGCCUUCCCCCUUUGCAUAGCUCCCAAGGCUUUCUCUACUUCUUCUGGCAUUACUUGUGAGAUUUCAAAUUCCUCUAGACUAUUCUCUCUUCCAUUAUCGUCAUGGGUGCCACUGGUACUGUAUAAAUUUUUAUAGAACUCCUCAGCCACUUGAACUAUCCAAUUCAUAUUGGUAAUGAUAUUGCCGGCUUUGUCUCUGAACGCGUACGUCUGAUUCUUGCCUAAGCCAAGUUUCUUCUCCACUGCUUUUAGGCUACCUCCGUUCCUGAGGGCAUGUUCAAUUCUAUCCAUAUUAUACUUCCUUAUGUCAACUAUCUUACGCUUGUUGAUUAACUUGGAAAGUUCUGCCAGUUCUAUUCUAGCUGUAGGGUUAGAGGCCUUCGUACAUUGGAGUUUCUUGAUCAGAUCUUUCGUCUCCUGUGAUAGCUUACUGGUAUCCUGUCUAACGGAGUUGCCACAGACUUCUAUUGCAGACUCCUUAAUGAUGCGCAUAAGAUUGUCGUUCAUUGCUUCAAUACUAAAGUCCUCUUCCUGAGUUAAAGCCGAAUACCUGUUCUGUAGCUUGAUCCGGAAUUCCUCUAUUUUCCCUGUUACCGCUAACUCAUUGAUCGGCUUCUUAUGUACCAGUUUCUUCCAUUCCCACCUCAAGUCUAGGUUAAUUGGAGUUCUUACCAUCCUAUGGUCAUUGCAGCGCACCUUGCCGAGCACGUCCACACCUUGCAUGAUGCCAGAGUUAGCGCAGAGUAUAAAUUCUAUUUCAUUUCUAGUCUCGGCAAUCGGGCUCCUCCACGUCUACUUUCGGCUAUCCCGCUUGCAGAAGGUAUUGAUUAUCCGCAUGUUAUUCUGUUCUGCAAACUCUACUAGUAACUCUCCCCUGCUAUUCCUAGUGCCUAUGCCAUAUUCCCCCACUGCCUUGUCUCCAGCGUGAUUCUUGCCUACCUUGGCAUUGAAGUCGCCCAUCAGUAUAGUGUAUCUUGUUUUGACUUUACCCAUCGCCGACUCCACGUCUUCAUAAAAGCUUUCGACUUCUGGCCUGGUCAUCAUGACUGGAUGUAGGGGCGUAAACCUGUACAACCUUCAAUCUGUACCUCUUAGUAAAUUUCACAAGACCUGCCACCCUCUGGUUUGUGCUAUAUAAUUCCUUUAUGUUACUGACUAUAUCCUUAUUAAUCAGGAAUCCGACUCCCAGUUCUCGUCUCUCCGCUAAGCCCCGGUAGCACAAAACGUGCCUGCUUUUUGCACAGUAUAUGCUUCUUUUGUCCUCCUAACUUCACUGAGCCCUAUUACAUCCCAUUUGCUGCCCUCUAGUUCCUCCAAUAGCACUGCUAGACUUGCCUCACUAGAUAAUGCUCCAGCGUUAAACAUUGCCAGGUUCAGAUUCCAACGGCGGCCAGUUCGGACCCAGGUAUUGUUAGCACCAUGUCAUGUAGGAAUAUUCAAACUGCAUGGAACCAAAUUUUUGUUCCUGAAAAGCAUUCCCAGCAAUCCAAAAAAAAUAUUUGAAGGUGGUGGCACAAGCAUCCUCCUAUUACUUACGAUAUUUUCUCAUUUCACGGCCAAAUUAAACGUAAAGUGCAAAAAAAAGUGUCAAAACACUUCUCGUUUUAAUAUGCUUCGCAGUAAAUUAGUUCCAUGCAUUUUUUAUGCUGCCCACUAACGAAAAAGAUAUGUAAAAAAUUCCAUACAUUGCCCAAAUCAGAAAAAGUUUGCAACAUUGAUGCGUUUUUGCACAUCUUCUAUUUCACACAAACUUAAAAAUGUCAAGCACGAAACAUUCUCUGCAACAUUAAUGCAAAAUAUUACCUUACAUAAAACACAAGAGAAGAAAAAGAUGGUUAAAUAAACAAGUUUUUUUUUUAA
Dermacentor andersoni is the source of this 12323-nucleotide messenger RNA. RefSeq names its product 5-methylcytosine rRNA methyltransferase l(2)10685. Gene Ontology annotation, cellular component: mitochondrial large ribosomal subunit. Gene Ontology annotation, biological process: rRNA methylation. The record is from RefSeq and is a predicted model, not a curated record. NCBI's taxonomy places the organism in Eukaryota, Metazoa, Arthropoda, Arachnida, Ixodida, Ixodidae. Gene Ontology annotation, molecular function: RNA methyltransferase activity.